UGAAAUUUAAACAGAAAAAAUAGAUUGUGUAAACUAUACACUAUACAGAUUACAUAAUAAGCACUUUGGGAACAGAUGCGCAUUUGUUUCUUACUUAUAUAAUAGGAUGGUAGUGUUUGUUGAAGAUUGCUGCUAAAGAAGAAAAGGGGACAAAGUGGGUACCUCAUCUCUUCUUUUGUUCUUUUGUCCAAAAUAUUUUUACUUCUUCAACUCUGAUAGUUUCACAAUCCAAGGUUAAGAGGUAGCCUUUGUCUUCUACUACUCUUAUAACACUAAGAGGUUCCUAGAUUGUCUUUACCAAACUCAUUUCCCAUGGCAAAGGCAGCCAUUUCCAACCAUGAAUUCCAUUAUGACCGAGCGAAAGAGGUUAAAGAAUUUGAACAAACGAAGGCCGGAGUUAAAGGGCUCCUGGACUCCGGUAUAUCGAGUAUACCUCGUUUCUUCAUUCAACCACCGGAAAACCUUUCACCAAGAGAUGGUUCUAGCCUUUCGGUUGAGUUUCCAGUGAUAGAUUUUGGUGAUGAUGGAUGUAAGGGAAGUUCGGAGGUAGUGAAGGAAAUACGCGAGGCUUGUCAAACAUGGGGAUUCUUCCAGCUUGUUAACCAUGGGAUCCCUGUAAAAGUCAUGGAGGAAUUGUUGGAGGGGAUCCGAAGGUUUCACGAACAACCUACACACGAAAAAACUAGGUUCUACACACGUGAUUUCAACCACAAGGUGAGGUACUAUAGUAAUGGAGAUCUAUUGGUAGCAAGAGCUGCUAAUUGGAGGGAUUCAAUAAGUUGUGAGUACCAGGAUGGUGAUCUCAACCCUGAAGAAGUUCCUCUUAUAUGCAGGGAAGCAAUAACUAAGUACAUGGGAAACACACUAAAUCUCAAGAAAAAGCUCUCUGAAGUACUGUCAGUGGCUUUAGGUCUUGAAAAGGAACACUUAGCCAAGAUUGAAUGCAUGGAAACUGCAAACUUGGUGUGCCACUACUAUCCUGCAUGCCCAGAACCACACCUAACCUUAGGUGCAACGAAGCAUUGUGAUCCAUCUUUCAUGACGGUUCUCCUGCAAGACAGCACUGGUGGCCUCCAAGUCUUCCACCAAGAUCAAUGGAUCGAUAUCCAUCCUAGGCCAGGAGCUUUGGUAAUCCAUAUCGGAGAUUUAAUGCAGUUGAUCACAAAUGCAAAGUUCAGAAGCGUUGAGCACAGAGUACGUUUAGGGCAUAACUGUCCAAGGGUAUCAGCUGCGUGUUUCUUCUAUCCGAGCACCAAGAAGAAAUAUGAAAUAUACAGGCCGCUAGAAGAGUUUCUAUCAGAGAAUAAUCCACCCUUGUACAGGGGAACGAGCGCCAACGAAUAUCUAGCUUAUUAUAGGACCAAAGGAUUAGACGGCCAGUCAGCCCUUCCCCAUUUUGAGUUGUCAUGAACUCAAUCUUACAUCAGUAAUUUAAUUGCUUCUUGUUA
Beta vulgaris subsp. vulgaris (sugar beet) is the source of this 1448-nucleotide messenger RNA. Its product is annotated as 1-aminocyclopropane-1-carboxylate oxidase homolog 1. The record is from RefSeq and is a predicted model, not a curated record. The transcript has 3 exons. NCBI's taxonomy places the organism in Eukaryota, Viridiplantae, Streptophyta, Magnoliopsida, Caryophyllales, Amaranthaceae. The coding region runs from base 313 to 1410 and encodes 365 amino acids.